GCAUAAAUUUCGGGUGUGCUUAAACUUUCUCUACAUCUCAAAUAAGAACUUUAGUGUAUUAUUUUUGUCAAAGUAACAAAAUGGCACAAGAGAAAAGCAAGAUUUUGAUCAUUGGAGGAACCGGGUACAUUGGGAAAUUCAUUGUUGAAGCAAGUGCAAAGGCCGGCCACCCGACGUUUGCUUUGGUUCGUGAAUCCACUGUGGCGGACCCUGUUAAGGGUGCGCUCGUUGAGACCUUCAAGAAGUCCGGAGUUUCUCUUGUUUAUGGAGACUUGAAUGAUCAUGAAAGUUUAGUAAAAGCAAUUAAGCAAGUCGAUGUAGUGAUUUCGGCUGUUGGUAGUAUGCAAAUUUUUGAUCAGACUAAAAUCAUAGCGGCUAUUAAAGAGGCUGGCAACAUUAAGAGGUUUUUUCCAUCCGAGUUUGGGACAGACGUGGAUCGUCAAAACGCAGUUGAGCCUGCAAAAUCGGCAUUUUCAGGGAAAGUGCAUAUCCGUAGAGCUAUUGAGGCUGAAGGAAUUCCGUUCACAUACGUGGCUAGCAAUUGCUUCGCGGGCUACUUUCUUCCUACAUUGGUUCAACCCGGAGUCACUGCUCCUCCUAGAGAUAAAGUAACCAUUCUUGGUGAUGGAAAUCCUAAAGCCGUUUUUAAUGACGAACAUGACAUUGGUACCUACACGAUUAAAGCCGUGGAUGAUCCAAGAACAUUAAACAAGAUUCUUUACAUCAAACCCCCAAAAAACAUUUGCUCCUUUAAUGAACUUGUAUUCCUAUGGGAGAAGAAAAUUGGCAAAUCCUUGGAGAAAACUUAUGUCCCUGAAGAACAAAUUCUCAAGCUUAUUCAAGAAUCUGGAUUUCCGAAUAGUAUCUUCAUAGCGCUCAAUCACUCAAUUUUUGUGAAUGGGGAUCUUACUAACUUUGAGAUAAAACCAUCAUUUGGUGUUGAAGCUUCAGAGCUCUACCCGGAUGUGAAAUACACUAGCGUUGAGGAAUAUCUUGAUCGAUUUGUUUAAAUGAAUGAGCAUGAUCACCUUUAUGAUAUGAUCAUUGUCGUAUUUUGUUGGUCUACAAAGUUACAUAAUGUAUUAUGGUGUUGUUAUACAUAAACGUCGAUAAGAUAUGGAGUUCGAUGAAUAAAUUUUCAGUGUUUUGAGUUCAAA
Erigeron canadensis is the source of this 1157-nucleotide messenger RNA. Its product is annotated as eugenol synthase 1-like. NCBI's taxonomy places the organism in Eukaryota, Viridiplantae, Streptophyta, Magnoliopsida, Asterales, Asteraceae. The record is from RefSeq and is a predicted model, not a curated record. The coding region runs from base 81 to 1010 and encodes 309 amino acids. Gene Ontology annotation, molecular function: oxidoreductase activity. The transcript is spliced from 5 exons.